This is a messenger RNA of Microcebus murinus (gray mouse lemur), 1059 nucleotides long. The record is from RefSeq and is a predicted model, not a curated record. Lineage: Eukaryota; Metazoa; Chordata; Mammalia; Primates; Cheirogaleidae.
UUAUCCAAACAACAACAGAAAACAGUAAGUGUGGGUGAAGAUGUGGAGAAAUUGGAACUCUAGUGCACUGGUGGAGGGAAUGUUCAAUGAUGUCGCCACUGUUGAAAAUAGUAUCAUGGUUCCUCAAAAACUUAAACAGAUUUACCAUGUGAUCCAGCAAACCUACACCUGGGUAUAUACCCAAAGGAAUUGAAAGCACAAUCUCGAAGAGGUGUUUGUUCACCCACAUUCAUAGCAGUGUUACUCACAAUGGCCGAAAGGUGGAAGGAACCCAAGUGUUCACCAGUGAUGAAUCGAUAUACCGAAUGUGGUCUAUCCAUACAGUGGACUGUUAUUCAGCCUAAAAAAUGAAUAUUCUGUCACAUGCUACCACAUGGAAGAAACUGGAAGACAUUGUGCUGAGUGAAUCAGCCAGUCACAAAAGAUUGCAGAUCAAGCCCAAGAUGAAAGAGGGGCCUCAGCCUGUUGUGCCUUUCCUGCCAAAGGCAAGUUUACGUGGCCCUGUGGCCCUUUGUGCAGGGAGGCUGCCGCCUGGCUCUAAACGCUGCAGCAGCGUCAGGGUAAGAGCCGUGGCCCAGGGAUCCACCACGCUCCUGGUGAGCUACAACAAUGGCCACGACCACCUGGGCGUCAGGGUCACCAUUGCUGCCCACCUGCCCCUUAAGCACGACCCUCCUGUGCCCCGUCAGCCUCAACAGACCUCAUCCUGGUGGAGGACGUGAGAGUGACUCUGGAAGAGUCUACAACCACACCUACAACAACUCGGGCAUCCAGGCGGAGCGCUGCACAUCAGAGAAGGCUCAGGAUGCUCGUCGUCCUCAGCACGAGCACUGCAGACGUCAUCAAGGUGGCCUACCAGGAGGCCAGGGGAGUCACCAUGAAAUGUUCCUGGGUGAGGAAUAUAUAGGACGGGAGAUGGACAUGUGGAGCCUGGGUGUUGUCCUCUAUACCAUGACAGCUGGGAGUCUUCCACUUGAUGGUGACAACUGGGAGAAACUUAAAAGUAACAUCACCCAUGGAAGAAUUGAAAACAUUUUUGAAGAAGUUCCUGACCACUGA